AUGUCGUCAGAGGACGUCACUACGAUGCGCUAUAUACUCUUCUGUCUUCUGUCCCUCUCCUUCAACAGGAACCUCGCAUUCGUCCUUGAUAAACAAAAUCCUUAUUCGCAAUUCCGCAAAUGGAACGUCGGUUUGAACGGGACGCUCGAAUUAGAAUUCAAAACUGACCAACCAAAUGGUCUACUUUUGUAUACGGAUGAUGGAGGAACUUAUGACUUUUUUGAGCUGAAGCUUGUGAAUGGAGCGUUAAGGUUGAGAUAUAAUUUGGGAGGUGGUGCUCAGAUUAUUACUGUAGGAAACAACCUCAAUGAUGGACAUUGGCAUAAAGUUCAGAUUGCUCGCCGUGACGAACUUACGUCCCUCACUAUAGAUGGCAACACACAGAACAAAACGUCAAGAGGCAAAGAGUUCGUCUUUGGCAAGUUCAACUUGAACUCUGACGUGUUCGUUGGCGGGAUACCUCCUUCGUGA
Molecule: messenger RNA, 471 nt
Organism: Arctia plantaginis
Lineage: Eukaryota; Metazoa; Arthropoda; Insecta; Lepidoptera; Erebidae
Source: the annotation of a GenBank genome assembly